Ornithodoros turicata is the source of this 1853-nucleotide messenger RNA. RefSeq names its product protein kinase C iota type-like. Gene Ontology annotation, molecular function: ATP binding; protein serine/threonine kinase activity. Gene Ontology annotation, biological process: protein phosphorylation. The transcript is spliced from 11 exons. The record is from RefSeq and is a predicted model, not a curated record. Lineage: Eukaryota; Metazoa; Arthropoda; Arachnida; Ixodida; Argasidae. The coding region runs from base 189 to 1430 and encodes 413 amino acids.
GUAGCCAAGAUAACAGCCAAUUUGGCUAUUGGCGCUUGCGUCUCGUGCAGGGGAUUGGAGCCGGACGUCGUGCUUGUGCACGGAGGCUUCCAUUUACACGAUGUAAAUUUUCCUCAAAAAAGGAAAGAUAAUGAGGUGAACGUUUUCCAGACAAAAUUUUCGCUUUCAUCAACAUUUGACCCAGCAGCAUGGCUUCGCGCAACGUAGCAGCAAAACAGGUUGGCCGGAGGAAGUCUUCGGACAUAGUAAUGCCUGUCGAUGGCGAAGGGCCAGUCAACAACGACGAACAACAGCCUACAUCCUCAAAAGUAGUCAAGAAAAAGAAAAAGAAGACGCAGGAAGAGGAGGAGCACGAAGAGACCAAAACCCAUCGGGCGCACGAGUCCAAGCCGGAUAUCAGGAAACCCGACGGCAAGGCGGACACUCCCGACAAGAAAGCCGAUUCCUUCAUGGAUCAGGGUAGCACCAGCUCUGCGAGUGCCUCCAAAAAAGUUGUUACAGACAUCUGGAUUAAUCCCAAGGAAACGGUCAACUGGAACCUUGACUCUCUGGUCACGCUCAACGUGUUAGGAAGAGGCAGCUUCGGCAUCGUCUACUUGGUGCGGCAUAGAGUGAACCGCCAGCUAGCUGCUCUCAAGUAUAUACGCAAGAAGAACCAGAAUCCGGAAAAGGAGCGCAAGCGUGUGGACAUCGAGAAAGCGGUCUGGGAAGCCGUCACCGAUCACCCUUUCGUCGUCACGUUUCGCGCCUAUUUUGAGACAGCGAAAGGGUGGUGCUUCGUUAUGGAAUAUCUCCCAGAAGGCUCCAUUCGCGAUCUUGUUCGUAAGAAAGGACCUUUCAAGGAAGAAACGGCGAGACUCCUUUCAGCACAAGUGGCCCUCGCUAUUCAGCACGUGCACGAGAAAGGCUUCCUGCACAGAGACAUCAGCUCCUCGAACGUGCUCAUCGACAGCCGAGGAAACGCCAAGCUUAUUGAUUUCGGUUUGAGUCAGGUUGGGACAGAAGCCUGGUGUCGCUGUGGUUCGCUAGCAUACAUGGCACCUGAGGUCAUCAGACAAGAACUUUACGGCAUGUCGGCAGACUGGUGGUCCUUCGGCAUCGUGCUUUUCGUCAUGCUCGUGGGAAAGACACCAUUGGCCAUCUACGCUGCCGAGAAGGGGGUAGAUCUACACCUUGCCAGGAGAGAUAUCAGAUAUCGGCUUGCCCUAAUAGCGCCAUUGAAAAUCCCGAGGUCCUUAUCUCGCUCCGCGCAGACACUGCUGAGAGAAAUUUUGAAAGAGAACCCGAAGCGGCGACUUGGCAGCAGACCAGAGGGUGGCUUUGACGACCUAAUGAAGAGUUCCUUCUAUGCUGCGAUCGAUUGGACCGAAGUAUCGUGCGGCUCUCUUCCCAGCACAACGCGGGAAGACGGCUCCAACCUCUCAACAUAGCACUCUAUUGGUACAUCUUUGAACAAUUUGUGGCAUCAAUGCCUAUCAAGUUCCAAAAGAAAAUUUUCUGCGCUUGCUACACUCCCAGAUCGACUGCACAAUGGGUUGCACACCUCAAAAAGGCACUCUCUUCAUGACUACUUUUCUAGUAGCCAGUCACAGGAUUUUCGAACUGGCAUUUGCGCAUGCACGUGUAUGAUAGAUCACGAAUUUGUUAUAGACCUAAUACAGACCUAAGUAAUGCUUCAAAUGGAACUGCUGUCUUGGACAGUUCAUCCCUGUGCGUAGGUUCAAACUGCAUUAGCUAAAAGUAUGAGAGAAUAUGAACUGAGUAUGGCAAUUAUGUGUGUUCCGUGAGCACAAUUUGCUCGCGACCGAUUUUGAUACGCCUCUUACUCUUAAUAAAAAUAUGUUCGAUAUGGA